AAUCAGACAUGGGACUUCUGCUGAUCCUCCUCAGCUGUUUUGUUGCUCUGCUUGGAGGCCUGUACGUUCUCGGAGUUUUCCGAAAGCGGCGGCCGGGAGAGCCCCCUCUUGACAAGGGACUAAUUCCAUGGCUUGGCCAUGUCCUGGAAUUUCGCAGAGACACUUUAAAGUUCCUGGAGAGGAUGCAGAAGAAGCAUGGUGAUGUUUUCACAGUACAGCUGGGAGGAUAUUACUUCACAUUUCUGCAGGACCCACUUUCCUUUGGGGCUUUCGUUAAGGAGGCUCGAGAGAAGCUGGACUUUAAAAGCUUUGCCGAGCAGCUUGUUGAGAGGGUUUUUGGUUAUAAAGCAGUCGAGAAUGAUCAUAAUAUCCUGAUGAUUGCCAGCAACAAGCAUUUGAAAGGAGAAGGGUUGGAGUUAAUGACACAAUCCAUGAUGAGUAAUUUGCAAAACCUGAUGUUGCACAGUGUGGGCUCAGCUACAGAUCAGAGUCCCUGGAAGGAAGAUGGACUAUUCAUGUACAGCUACAACAUUGUUUUCAGAGCUGGUUAUUUGGCCUUAUAUGGAAAUGUGCCACACAAGUCUGAAGGAGGUGAGGAGAAAGCCAAAGAAAAGGACAGAACUCAUUCCGAAGCUUUGUUUUACGAAUUUCGUAAAUAUGACCAACUCUUCCCCAACCUGGCAUAUGGAGUUCUUCCACCAAAGCAGAAGUGGGAAGCUGACAGGCUGCAGUCCUUCUUCUGGGAUGCUGUGUCUGUGCAGAACAUGAAAGCCAGGGACAACAUUAGCCGCUGGGUGUGGGACAUGCAGCAGGCCAAAGAAGAGGUGGGGAUGAAUGAGUCGAUGAUCAACAGGUACAUGUUUGUGCUUCUCUGGGCCUCUCAGGGAAACACAGGACCCGCUUCGUUCUGGCUUCUCCUCUUCCUCCUGAAACACCCAGAGGCCAUGAAAGCAGUGAGAGAAGAGGUUGAUAAAGUUUUGAAAGAGUCAGGGCAGGAAGUCAGACGUGGCGGCCCCUUAGUAGACCUUACCCGUGAAAUGCUGCUGAAAACUCCCAUCCUGGACAGCGCUGUGGAAGAGACCCUGAGGCUCACAGCAGCGCCCCUUCUCACCAGGGCUGUGCUCGAGGAUAUGACUCUCAAGCUGGCUGAUGGGCGUCAAUACCUUGUCCGCAAGGGUGACAGGAUGUCCAUCUUUCCUUACUCAGCAGUCCACAUUGACCCAGAGAUCCAUCCUGACCCACACACAUUUAAAUAUGACCGUUUUCUGAACCCAGAUGGCAGCAAAAAAACAGAUUUUUUCAAAGGUGGUAAGAAAGUGAAGUACUACAACAUGCCGUGGGGUGCAGGGGUCUCCAUGUGUCCUGGGCGAUUUUUUGCCACCAAUGAGCUGAAACAGUUUGUGUUCCUCAUGUUGGUCUACUUUGAGUUUGAGCUGAAGAAUGCAGAUGAGGAGAUUCCUCAAAUUGACUUCAGACGUUGGGGAUUUGGAUCGAUGCAACCCAUCAGAGAUGUUCCGUUUAGAUACAGAUUAAGAUUUUAAAGAGAUUUCACUUCAAAUGCAGCAGUUGACUAUUGCGUAAUUAAAUAGCCUUACACUAAAAGCAUGGUCACCUUGUAAAAGCUGACAUAGAAUGUACUGAAAAUGUAUUAUGCUUUGCUGUAACACCAAACCUGUGAACAUACUCAAAUCAUUUAAAUAAAAUAUACUGUAUUAAUCCAAAGGAAAGUUAAAACAACAAAAACUCUGAUCUUUGCUCAUUUUUUUUCUUUAUGUUUAAACCUUUUUUCAACAUCGUUCCAUUUCAAAACGGAAAAUUGCUGAAUUAAGUAGAAUUUGUACAUUUAUUUGCAAUUCAGCAUUUAAUUAUGUUGUGAUAACGGUGAAAAAAUACUGUAAUUUUGUUUGUUUUUUCUGUGUUUUAUUCUCCAGAAUACUGAACUUCGCUGUCAAUUAUAAAACGCCACAUUGUGAAAAUGUAAAAAUGACAAAACUUAAACAAAAACAACAAACAUUAUAUUGAAGAAUGAAAGCCUUUUAUUUAAGGAUGCUUUUUCUUUUGGAAAUUAAAGAGAUGUCUUUCAUACUACUUACGUAACUGACUAUGUGAUGACGUUAGAUCUGGUUAAAGAUUAGAUUGACAAAUAAAGCUUUUAGUGAACAAAUGUUCUACUGUGUCACU
Cyprinodon variegatus (sheepshead minnow) is the source of this 2181-nucleotide messenger RNA. RefSeq names its product 5-beta-cholestane-3-alpha,7-alpha-diol 12-alpha-hydroxylase. The record is from RefSeq and is a predicted model, not a curated record. The transcript has a single exon. Gene Ontology annotation, molecular function: sterol 12-alpha-hydroxylase activity; iron ion binding; heme binding. The coding region runs from base 9 to 1541 and encodes 510 amino acids. NCBI's taxonomy places the organism in Eukaryota, Metazoa, Chordata, Actinopteri, Cyprinodontiformes, Cyprinodontidae.